UGUGCCCCGCCCCGCGCCGAGUCGCCCUUCUCGUUCCAGAGACCUCCGCUCGGGCCGCGCCGCGCCGCCGAUGGUGCUACCUGGGAGAGCAAUGGCCACUUUCCGUUUGGCCCUCAUCCAGCUUCAGGUUUCUUCCAUCAAAUCAGAUAACCUCGCUCGAGCCUGCAGCCUGGUCCGGGAGGCAGCAACACGAGGAGCAAAAAUCGUUUCUCUGCCGGAAUGCUUUAAUUCUCCAUAUGGCACGAAAUAUUUUCCUGAAUAUGCUGAGAAAAUUCCUGGUGAAUCCACAGAGAAGCUUUCUGAAGUAGCAAAGGAGUGUGGCAUAUAUCUCAUUGGAGGUUCCAUUCCUGAAGAAGAUGCUGGGAAAUUAUAUAACACCUGUACCGUGUUUGGGCCUGACGGAACUUUACUGGUAAAGUACAGAAAGCUCCAUUUGUUUGACAUCGAUGUUCCUGGGAAAAUUACAUUUCAAGAAUCUAAAAUACUCAGUCCUGGUGAUAGUUUCUCCACAUUUGAUACUCCUUACUGCAGAGUGGGCCUGGGCAUUUGCUACGACAUGCGCUUUGCAGAGCUCGCACAGAUCUACGCACAGAGAGGCUGCCAGCUGUUGGUAUAUCCUGGAGCUUUUAACAUGACCACUGGACCAGCCCACUGGGAGUUGCUUCAACGAGGCCGGGCUGUUGAUAAUCAGGUGUAUGUGGCCACAGCAUCUCCCGCCCGGAAUGAUCAGGCCUCGUACAUUGCCUGGGGACACAGCACUAUUGUGAAUCCUUGGGGGGAGGUCCUUGCCAAAGCUGGCACCGAAGAGACAGUCGUGUGUUCAGACAUAGACCUGAAGAAGUUGGCUGAAAUACGCCAGCAAAUCCCCAUUUUUAGCCAGAAGCGAUCAGAUCUCUAUGCAGUGGAAGAGAAAAAGCCCUAAGGUUUAUGUUUCUAACAUGUCAUGAAACAGCCUGAUAUGUUUCUGCAACGUAAUCUACUCCCUGCUGAAUUCUUUAAAGAGAUCUUUUUUUUCUUUCUUUUUUUUUUUUUUUCCAAGUUCAGCUUUUUCCCUUCCUGGGAACUCUCUAAUGAGAUGAUGGAGCAUCAAUCAGCACGUGGUAUUUUUCACCCCUUAUUAAAUAGUUAAAAAGAACUCAGGCUGGCAUUGAGAGCAGGAGGAAGAGGGGAAGACUAGGUACCUUCCUUGCUAAGUUGUCUCAUAGUAGUUGGUGAAGGUAUCAGACCUUGGUAUCCAGGGUGAUUCACCUGGUACGGAUUUGUGUCACUACACGCCUCUUAUCUCAUUGCUGGAGUUGGAAUCUGCUAUGUAGAAAACUUGGUCCGGUGCUGCACUUUUUCAAGCAGGAUGUUAAAGUUAGAGUUUUCGUCUGUGGUAGCUGUGGGAAGCAAGGUGAUGGACCGCUGGUGUUUGCUAGAGGAGAUGGCAGCCCCAGUCCUUCCUAGCAGCCUGGGGAGUCUUCAGGUUCAAGAAGGAGCUAAGGGGUCAAGCCCAGACCCUCCUGAUCUCAGGGGAGAGGCUGUGUCGGCAGCGAGUCCCGUGGGAGAAUGGCGGUGGUGGCAUUUAGUCAAGACAACUAAAGAGGAGUCUCGGCGAAAGGUUUUCCUGAUGGGGGUGAAUGUCUGAAAAUCUUUUUGUUUUUCUCCCUAGUAAAAUUUUCUAGCUUGAUAAAGACAAAUUUUUAGCCUAGUGGUUUUCAGAAUCAUUUUGCACAAUUAAAAAUUAAGAAUUCCAA
This is a messenger RNA of Ailuropoda melanoleuca (giant panda), 1736 nucleotides long. It is a transcript of the gene NIT2, whose product is annotated as nitrilase family member 2. The transcript has 10 exons. Gene Ontology annotation, biological process: oxaloacetate metabolic process; L-glutamine metabolic process. NCBI's taxonomy places the organism in Eukaryota, Metazoa, Chordata, Mammalia, Carnivora, Ursidae. Gene Ontology annotation, cellular component: mitochondrion. The record is from RefSeq and is a predicted model, not a curated record. The coding region runs from base 71 to 922 and encodes 283 amino acids. Gene Ontology annotation, molecular function: omega-amidase activity.